GUGGAAUGAGGGGUUUGAGAUGGUGAUGGAUUACACUGCUUUGGAGUCGGAGGCUGGCUGCAUGAGUUGCGGUAGUUGAGUGAUGUGCGAGUUUAUGGAGGGAGACUGAAUGAAUGAGGUCAAAGGAGGGCUUGCUUCGAGGGCAGGCACGAGGGAGCAACCCAGCCUGCUCAUUUCCAGUGAUAUACCCAUUCCUUGCGGCUACUGCCGCCGCUCAUCAGACCAAGUCUUUCAGCCUCGACCAAAUCGUCGUCCGCACUGUUACGUUUCACACCUCCUCAUCUCAGCUCUCGAGGAACUUUUCACAUCACCUCCUGUGCGAAAAAUGCGCCUGGAAAUAA
Messenger RNA from Podospora pseudocomata, 341 nucleotides. RefSeq lists its product as uncharacterized. The record is from RefSeq and is a predicted model, not a curated record. The transcript is spliced from 2 exons. Bases 114 to 341 code for a protein of 75 amino acids. Lineage: Eukaryota; Fungi; Ascomycota; Sordariomycetes; Sordariales; Podosporaceae.